Molecule: messenger RNA, 486 nt
Organism: Mesorhabditis spiculigera
Lineage: Eukaryota; Metazoa; Nematoda; Chromadorea; Rhabditida; Rhabditidae
Source: the annotation of a GenBank genome assembly
AUGUCGUCGAGCGUCAAGGUGCUGCAGAACCUCUUCGACAACUACCAGAAGACGACGCCGCAAAAGCUGAAGAUCGUCGACGCCUACAUGUUCUACAUCCUGCUCACCGGCAUCUUUCAGUUCAUCUACUGUGUGCUCGUCGGCACGUUCCCGUUCAACGCCUUCCUCUCCGGCUUCAUCUCCACGGUCGCCUCGUUCGUGCUGGCUGCCUGUCUCCGAAUCCAGGUGAACGAGGAGAACAAGGAGGAGAUGUUCGGCAUGCACAUGCGCUCCGCGCCUCUCCUCAAGAAGGCGUUGACGAAACCAGCCUAUUGGCGCACUUAUGGGACCUACGGGGCGACGGCCUUCCUCCUCGCCGUCUACAUCUGUGACUGGAAGGCGGUUGGACAGUACAUCCCCCUCUGGAACAAGCGAUACAUUUCCGAUGGCCUGAAGCAGUGCAACGACUCGUUCUUCGUCAGCGUGCCCCAGCCCCCCGCCGAGAAG